Molecule: messenger RNA, 1870 nt
Organism: Triplophysa rosa
Lineage: Eukaryota; Metazoa; Chordata; Actinopteri; Cypriniformes; Nemacheilidae
Product: drebrin-like
Exons: 10
Coding region: 125-1855 (576 amino acids)
Molecular function (GO): protein binding
Source: RefSeq, a predicted model, not a curated record
AGCUGUGACGUUUUAGCCCAGGCACGUUCACCAUUCUGUGCGGACAUGGACAAUCAAUAAACAACCUCAGUAAAGUGUCAACAAAUCCUAAUAUUCAACAUUUUAAAAGAUAUUUAAUAAAAUUAUGGACUCCACAGCGACCAUUGGGGGGUUCAUAAGCACCCUCACUGAGAUGGGCUUCGGUGAGGAUCAGAUACAGGCUGCCAUUCAAGCGGGUUUCUUCUCUGUGCAGGAAGCUGCUGAAUGGCUUCUGCAGGGUGGGAGUCCACGGCAUAAACUGGUCAAGCAGCCUUCAGGGCCUCUGGAGACGGCAUUCGCUGCUUUUAACCCUCCCAAAGAUGCUCUGCACACAAACAACAGCUCACAGUCUGAAGCAACAGGUCCUUGUUUGGUUCUGGGACCCCCCUCAACGCAUGAACACCCUCCACUGGAAACACGAAUCAAACAGGAUAAAAGUAAUUUCCAUGAGCAACAGAGGCAGCGGGUGGCGCAAGAGGCGCGUGCGGAGAGAAGACAGAAGAAAGAGGAGCGCGAGUCGGUAUUAAAGAGAAUCGCAGAGGACCGCCGCACCCAGCAGAUGAAGGCCCAAUCCGAAGCCACGGCCGAGACGUCUUCAUCCAGCGAACCAGGUCAGAGACUCGGUGGCCGCGUGGAGACAACCGUAGACAACCACUGCAUCCUUAUGAUCCGUCUUCCCUCUGGGGAGUCAAUGCGUGAACGUUUCCCUGCAGACACGCCUCUAAGUCACGUCGUCGAGUACAUUGCUGGUCGACACCCAUCACUCCCUGCCUUCUCUCUCCUGCAAGGAUUCCCUCGGAAGCGCUUCGGUGAAUCCGAGCUUGCCUGUUCACUCCGGUCUCUGGGACUGACUCCCAACGCUGCCCUUUGUAUACAGACCACGCCUCCAGAGACGCCUCAGGACCCGCCCAGUCCAGCUUCCCAAUUGGGCGUCGUGGAACAAGCAGAGGUGGAACUACCCGAGCUGGUGAGACCACCCACUGACCCGCCUCAAGAAGAGGCUGGAGCUGAAGAGGAUCUGGUGGUGCCUCCGCCUUUGCCCCGUCAGCUGUGGGAGGAGGCAGUGGGGUAUGCUGGGAUUCCUGGGGUUGGACCUCCACUUGCAGAUCCGGCUCACCGCUGGGGACGAGGCCAGAAACUGGUCCCAGGUGAUGCCGAAGAUGAAGAACAUUCAGAAAAUGAGGUGCAACCAGAAGAUGAGGUCGUACCUCCAUAUCAUCUCGACGGAAUGCCGCCGUUGCCCUUUUUCAUGGAGAACAGGGCUAGAGGGGGUCUGGAGCCCAGACAUCACUGGCCUGAACAGGGUAACAGACUCAGAGAGGCGGAGCCUGACGUCCCGGCAGACCCUGAGGAGGAGCGUGCGUUACGCGGGGCGGCAGGUCAGGCGGCAGUGGAGCGGUUACAGAGAGCUGCCCAUCAAGACGAACAGCAGUCACUGCACGGGCAGCCCUCACCCCCUAAAAAAUCUUUCAAGACACCUCGCGUUUCCACACUCUGCUCCAUGGCAACCAGAGCCACCGUUUCUCUCAUGACAGCUCCCAGCAUGCAGUACAGCAGUAGCCUGGCAUGUCUGACUCCAGAACUGGCCGAACUCUUGUUGACGCACAUGGCUCGUGAGCGUCUCCUCCGUCCACGGACGCUGGAGCUGUUCUUCGGCUGCCCGCUGCAGAAGUUUGUCCUGAACUGUUAUCCGUACACCACCAAUGAGAUGCUACGGCAGCUGAGGGCCUUUUCCUGUCUGAAGCAUCUCAGCUUAGUCAACUCUCUUCUCAUUACAGGUUUGUGUGUUUGUUUUGUGCCUUUCAGAUUUUAUAUUGGGGUUAAAUUCCAUUUUUGAAUUAUUUUAUUUUUU